UAAAUUUAUUAUUAUUGAACACACACUUCAUUCACAUUAUGAAAAGAUAUUAUAUCAAUAAUUUUUACAAUCAAUGUAGAGCUCAUCCAAUAAUAUGUAUUCUUAUUCAUUCCCUUUUGCUCUUUAGUGAACAAAUAACUUUGUAAAUUACCUCCUUAAUAACUUUCUUCAUAAAAUCCAAAGAAUUAUAAUGUGCAAGAUUGAUGCUAAUCAAUAAUAAUUACAAUCAAGAUAACAAGAAAAACUUAUUGGAUAAUAAUACAAAUUUUUGCAAUGUUAUAAAUAUAGAUGGCUUCUCUAAAAAUUAUCCUCAGUAUAUUUUAUCAUCUGAACCCUCAACCAUUAUUUAUAAACAUUCAAACACACUGAAUAAUCUGACAACAAAUUUAAACAAUUUUGAUCAUUUUAGCAACAAUAUCCCCAAUCAUCUAUUUGAUAAGAAUAGCUUAAAUAAUUGGGACCCCUUAUUGAACAUUGACAAUAGUGGGAUAGACAGAAGGCAUACAUCCUUCAAUCAGGAUCAAUCGGUGAGAAGGAUGGAUGAAUUCAGGAGACGGCAUGAGGAAUGUGCCAUUAGACAGGAAACAUUUCUAGAAGAUUCCAACCUCAAAAGCAGGACAGAAAAUGUCAGGCUCUACCAAGUUUAUCUCGAAAACAAUGCGGCUGAUGCCAAAAAAGUUGGCACUAAUAAUUCCAAUUCACAGACCAACAAUCAAAAUCAAACCUAUAACGUUUAUCAAUCUCAACCCACUUCCGCUCAAUACUGGAAUCCAGUUGAUUCCGCCGAUACUUACAUGCCCGAAAUGGUCAAGACAAAGCCACACAGUGGGUUACCUUCAUCUUACUAUUACAAACCCAACCCUCUUCUUCUGAGUGGUCAUCCCCCCUUGAAGCCUUCACCCUCUACAACACAAUUAUCUUCUUUCUAUAAUAACAAUAACAACUCUGCGCCUCAAUACUACACAGAACCCUACAACUAUGCUCCGGCGUAUGGUUCUUCAGGUCCUUUGCCUUACACUCCACCAUCUUCUUCAUUCGAUCAUCGUAGCGCCUAUCCGCCCCCUCGACAAGAGACUCCUUAUGACUAUUACAACAACAACCACUUGCAACAUGUCGUGCAGAACCAAUCUCAACGCCUCAAUAAUCCCGGAGGUACAGGUCUCGCCCUUAAACCAGAGAAGCAGCGCCCUCCUGUCCUUACCCCACACACAGGAAACGCCAGCAAAGAGGAAAAAGCCGCGGCUCGUAAACUAUACAGACAAAAUCUGAAGGCCUUGAAAGGAAACGCUGCAACUGCAUCUUGUUCCCCACUCGAUCCCGCCCGCAAACGUAAACAAGACCCCUCCGACCAGUCUCAGCCAACUAAAAAGAGAAAAAAUAACAAACAGACUCCAGCUAACAAAUCCGAUCCAUCUCACUUAUCCAAAGCUUCCUCCGCAUCGCUCAACAACGGUUGUGGUGGUUUACUCCAUUCCAUGCUUGACCACCCUCCACUAACUUCCUCUUUCACUUCAACACAUCAUGUCGAAAACGAUCUCUAUCCUGCCCGCCGAAACCCCAGAUUCGAUGAUUCCUUCAACAACGCACAAAAUAAUGGUAACACCGGUAACAAUAUCCAAGCGUUCCUCGACACUUAUCAGAUCACAGAGGAUUGUAUAAAUGAGGACGCCUUCCAGGACAUUCUGCUCGGAACAGGUGGAGAUGAACCUUCUGGACUAGGACCCUAUCCCCUUGAUCCCUCGUCCGCAGGCUUUAUCAAUAAUGGCAUAACGGCUAGAUCAUAUCUCUCUGCUGCGGGUAGCGAUAGACGUGCUCCAUCUUAUUAUGAUAGCAAGCGCCCAUCUUCGCUCCUUGAGGAGCCACCAGAAGAGAAUCACUUGGUAAAGAUGAACAGGCUGGUCAACGCCGAUGAUAAUGUGGAUAUGCGACCUCGUCAGAUUCUCAAUACCUCUACCACCAACUCUGCUACCAAAGGUCCAGCCAAAAAGACUAACGCAGGUCGUAAACGCCUUAACUCUAAAUCCUUGUCUUCCUCCAUCGUUAAUGGUGAUUCCUAUGAUCCCUCAAGGCACAACAUCAUUACUAAAAUGAAAGAUUCCGAAGAAAAUACCGAAUAUGUAGAAAACAAAUUCAAUCCCUACAACAUUGGAUGCGGCGAUACUACGAAUCGAUAUCGCGCUCCUUUCGAUUUCGAGAGGCCCACCCAGCACCAAGAUUCCAUACGAUUUUAUCCACAGCCGCAUAUGAUGCAGCGAAAUCUGAAACCUAACAAUCUUAAGAUUACGGUCGGUUACCCACCACCUUUUACUAACAAUAGGGCUCAAGUUUAUUUUGACCAAAAUCCUACUGUCAACAAUCCCCCGUUCCCCGUCAUCAACAAUAAUGUAAGACAACAAGAUCCUUACGCCUUUGCUUCAGGCCAUCACCAAGGUAAUCCAUACAUUCAUGCAGAUUAUAGGCAACCUCACCCCUUCGAUAACACGGAGUCCCCAUCCGUUCAAUCACACAAUAAUAAAGAUGCUUCCCAGAACAAUUACGGGCAUAACAAUAACUUUCACGGCGGUCACGUUCAUCCCAACCAUCCAGCUAUUAAUAAUAAGGAGUGGCUUAAUUACGGCCACAACAACUUUAAUGCUCUUAACAAUAGUAACAUGAAUAUGCCCGCGCCCGGGAGUUUAAAUAACUACAAUCUCUCUUCUACUACCUGUAUAAACGACAACAAAAUGGUUCAUCCGAGGGGGGCUCGAUUUUUUUUGGACAAAAAUUACGAACACGAUCCAAUCAAUAAGAAAAACAACUUGGCCUCUUCGAACGUGAAUCAACACCAAUUUUACAACACCUUGCCGCACCACCCUUCCCCACCUUUGUUGGCCAAUAACCCAGCGCCAGCUUUUACUCAACACCAACAAAAUUCUCCGUAUGCCAAUCCUGGCCAUUUGCACAUCCCUUCUAGCCUUCCUAAGACCACUACCAUUUACGUAACUGUUGAACCGCACAAAUGGAACGCGAACUACAAUAGAAACUCUAAUAGUUUUAUGGGUUCUUCUGGCAACAAUAAAAUGUACCAACCUCCCAAUUUCGUGCCUCAUCCAGCCGAUGACAAUAUAAUCAAGCCCAAUAAUCUUGGAACACCUAUAGAUCAUAUGCACAUUAAAAUGAGUUCUAUACCUCCCUUGGACCAACAGAUUUCAAGUAUUAAAGAGGGGGGGUCAAUGACGAAAAAUUUUCAAGAGAACGUCUGCUUGACAGGUGCACUCAAUGCUUCAGCCCUCAAACAACCAUCCCGACCCUACAAUUUACUCGAAAACUCUCUUUUCCCAGGAAACGUUGUUAAUGUGAACGUUAGUUGUGCCACUCCUAACCUUAUCCUUCACAAAGAUCAGCCGGCGCCUCCGUUCAAUAUCCCCUCUCUGGUAGACGAUCUAGACUCCCUUCUAGGUUCUUCUUCAAACAACGAAACCGAACAUGCCGGAAGUCUGUUGGAGCAUUCCUCCGGAAUCGCGUCGUGCUCUUCUUCCCUUUCCAGCACGAGCACUAACGCAACCACAGAAGAUUUGCUUCAACAACAGCUCAUACAUGAGCGAUGUAUUCUCCACGAAUUCGCGGCUACCGCUGAUUUCUUUAGCGCAUAAAUGGGGUGGAAACGCCGUCAAUUUUACAUCUACUUAAAAAAGAAAGAUGUGGUGUUCUUUUAUAAAACUUAGGCCUCAGCCAUAACAUAUUAUAAUACUCUCUAUCUUUAGUGAUUUUUCUGUAUCUUGGUAUAGAGAUGAUAUAAUAUAUGACUUUAACGUCUUUAUAAUAGCGUUUGACGAAUAUGCAAUCAAUCGGUAUAUUAGUUUACCUCGAUCAAUUUUUAUACAAGGAUUUCUAACCACACUUCAUGCGUCCUAACCAUUUUAAGGAUGUCGGUUAACUCCUCUAAGUGCUCAAAGCAUUUGUCGACCAUUUAUCUCCCAAUUUAAUAAAAAUCUCAGAUCAUUACACGAUUUCGAUUGGUGUAUUAUACAUGUAAGUUAACUUGCGCGUGCUCAAGCCUACCAAUCUGACUCAAACAACACACUAAUAUAUCCCCAGCAUUUCAUUAUUAUUAAAUCUACACUUUAAACUUAUUGUUUUAUGUUUUUAUUUAUAAAUAAUCAAUAUUUUUUAUUUUCUUUCAAUAUUUAAGGGGGGGGGGAAUUAUUGCUAAGAGGGAAUAAUAUGUAAUGAAAGAAUUCUUAGAUUAUAGAUACGCAAAUAUCUAUUUUCUUUAAUUUUUGAAUACAUUAAAAAUCAAGUAUAUCAAAUUGAUAAUAUAUAAAAAAUAAUUAUAUUUUAUUUUGAUAACGGUUUUACAUGUAUUAAUAAAUUUAUUUAUUCUUCCUUAUUUUUAUAACAAAUAAAAAUAUUUAAAUAAUCAAUAAUUUAUUAGAUCAAUAAUUUCACGAUAGAAAUUAACCAAAUGUUUAGCAUACUUAUUUAAUUAAAUUUCUUGAUCAACUUCGUAUUAAACGCCUUCAAAAAUAAUGGAAAAAUCUAUAGUUCGAUAUUGGUUAUAAAGGAUCAAUUUAAAAUGUACUUUAACAUGGAGGACAUCAUGUCCAAGCGAUUUUGUCAUUUCGCAUAUUUUAAAAAUUGAAUUAUAUGUGGAGAAUUUAUUAUGUAGAUAAUUCAUUAUAAAAUCUGACUAUAUUGUUUUAUAAAUAAUUUUGCUUUUUAUUCCAGUAUAAUAUUUAUCUUAUUUUCCCUGCAUAUUUAUUUAUAUUCUAAAUUCAUUAUAUAACACACUAUAAUUUAUUUAGUUUAAAUUUAAAUACAUUUUUUUUAAAGGUAAUUUAUAAAAUUGUAUUAUAUUUUUUUUUACAUAAUAUUUAUUUAAAUCAAUUAUUUCUAAUUUUUAGAUAUUAUAUUAUAAUAAAUUUUUAAACAAUAAUAUUUAAAUUUUGCAGCAUUAAAUUUUCUCUUCAAAAUAUGAACAAUAAAAGAAAUGACCAAUAAUAAUAUUAUUAUUUUUUUAUACACAUUACAAUUAUAAAAUAUUAAAUAUAACCCUUUUUAUACCUAUAAAGAUUUUUUUCAAUCAACAUAAAUUCAUUUUGUACAUAUAUUUAAAUUAUCAAUUGAAACAUUGGUCUUAAAAACUAGAUUGUAUAUUUAUUUUUAUUUGUUCAUUAUAUAAAGAUAAAUAACAUCGAAUUAUGUUAUAUUUCUCAAUUUUUUUUUAAACCUUUAAUUUCUAAAUAAUUGAUAUCUUUUUAUUAUAUUAAUUAUGAAUGUGAGGAAAACUAUGAUAUACU
Messenger RNA from Gordionus sp. m RMFG-2023, 5279 nucleotides. RefSeq lists its product as uncharacterized. The transcript is spliced from 2 exons. The record is from RefSeq and is a predicted model, not a curated record. Lineage: Eukaryota; Metazoa; Nematomorpha; Gordioida; Chordodea; Parachordodidae. Bases 204 to 3632 code for a protein of 1142 amino acids.